AUGGAACACUACGACAAAAUACGCCUUGUAGUUGUAGGAGAUUCUGGUGUGGGAAAGACUAGUUUAGUUCACAUACUCUGUCAUAAUGAAGCAUUACGACACCCAACUUGGACGAUCGGCUGUUCAGUUGAUGUAAAGAUGCAUACACAUUCUCGCAAUAACAAACCAUAUUUUGUGGAAUUCAUUGACGUCGGAGGAACGUCGAAACAUAAAUCGUCACGGAAUAUGUUUUAUCAUCAAAUUAAUGGAAUAAUUUUGGUGCAUGAUGUUAGUAAUCGAAAGUCUUAUCAUAAUCUUUGGAAAUGGAUUGCCGAAAUGAUUUACUCGGAAGCUUACAAAGAGAGUGAGAGAAUUGGGGAAAGACAUGCGAGUGUACCAAUUUUAGUAGUUGGAACUAAAGCCGAUCUUGUAAAACAAGAAUUGACAGGUCGUCAACGACGAUAUAGCAUUGUUGACGAAUACGGAGGUGAAUGUGUUAAUCUGUGUACACUAGCGCCAACACAUUUCGCACAAGAUUCUAUAUCAGGUCAAAAGAUUGAUGCAUUUUUCGAAAGAGUCAUUGACAAAAAAUUUGGAGUUACAACCGAAUACUAUCACAAUGCGACUUCUGGAAGUUUUACAACGUCAUCUUCAUUUCCUGGUGGUGUUCUAACAAACCGUGAAGAACGAAGGCGUGUUGCACCUAAUGCAAUAGUAACAUCGAACAAUAAUGUACAGAAUGGCAUAUCAAGUCCAGGAUUACCUGUAUACACUACUAAUAAUACAGCUGUUAAUGUAAACGUAAAAUCAGGAACACCUACCAAGGAUAUACCUACUGUAACUAAAAAACAAUCAUGGAAUGGAUUUCG
Cetraspora pellucida is the source of this 848-nucleotide messenger RNA. Lineage: Eukaryota; Fungi; Glomeromycota; Glomeromycetes; Diversisporales; Gigasporaceae. The record is from the annotation of a GenBank genome assembly.